CAUAAUAAUAUUGGUGAACUGUGAGAAACAUGGAGCAAUUAGCACAGUUUGUAAACAAAUCGUUCGAGUUCAAUUUAACCAAUAAUCGCGUUAAUCAUUUGUUUAACUCAAUGACAAGUGCCCGCAUCCACAAACUAGCCGAUGCAGCAACAGCCAAAUCCAUUUUAGUGAACACAAAUCGUUUGGAUCGAAAUUCGGUGGAUAAUUGCGUCAAUGAGGAUGAGUCCAUGGAUAUUGAUAUAACCGAUGUUUCGGCGGCGGAGGACAGCAGCUAUGAGGAUGAUACGGUUGUGUCCAAACCAAUAUCGCUGGUCAAAAUUCGUUCGCUUCAACAGAAAUCAAUUGUGACUAUUUCGCCAAGUGAACACUUUCGUAAGACUGAACCUGCGCCAAAGCCCAAAAACUGGUUAAUAUCGGAUCUAUUGGAGACGGACGCACAUUCAGAAGAAAUGAAAACUUCUGCAACAAUUACAAUAAACUUAAACGAAUGUUCAAAUGACAGCAAUUCCCCAGAACUAUCGUUGCACAAGUCGGCGGCGAAUGUAUCUGAGAAAUCAAUAUCGCCAGAGCCACAAGCCAACAUCGGAGAGAAUCUAUCCCGAAUUGAAUCGUCCGGAUUGAGUAGUAAACAGCGACGAUCUCGAACAAAUUUCACACUCGAACAGCUGAACGAACUGGAGAGACUCUUCGAUGAGACCCACUAUCCAGAUGCCUUUAUGCGAGAGGAGCUGAGUCAGCGACUGGGACUGAGUGAGGCACGAGUGCAGGUUUGGUUUCAAAAUAGACGAGCAAAAUGUCGAAAACAUGAAAAUCAAAUGCACAAAGGUAUUUUACUCAGUAGCCGAAGUCCGCCGGUGGCAACGCCUCUCGAGCCUUGUCGUGUGGCGCCCUAUGUUAAUCUGGCUACCAUCCGGAAUACCAGCACAUCCAUAAUGCCGGCAGGCAGUCUGCAACAGCAGCAGCAGCAGAAUGGCAAAAGUGCCGUUAGCCUGGUUAACGGCAGCCGGGCUCCGUCGCCGUCCGCAAUUGCAACGGCUGCCGCUGAACACUUUUCCGGCAGCGUUGCAGCCGCUGCUGCAUUCUCGGCCUUCGAUCCAGCAAUUUUAUCGGCCGCUGCUCAUCAGUAUGCGGCGGCGAUUAGUAAUAGAAGUAGACCCGCCGGACUUUUCACAUUGCCACAGUAUCCGCUGCAUUUGGCCGCAUUUGCCGCCGCGCACAAGAACUCCAGCAUUGCGGAUCUGCGGAUGAAGGCCAAGAAGCACUCGGAGUCGUUGGGCCUGGAAGCGGAUAUAGUUAUUUAGUACAUACUUCAAUUGAAACUAAAUUAGGACUAGGCUAGUCGGGUGUUGUCUAUUUUAGGACAAUUCACUAUUGAAAUGAAAAACAAAA
Molecule: messenger RNA, 1389 nt
Organism: Drosophila grimshawi
Lineage: Eukaryota; Metazoa; Arthropoda; Insecta; Diptera; Drosophilidae
Product: short stature homeobox protein 2
Exons: 5
Coding region: 30-1301 (423 amino acids)
Biological process (GO): regulation of transcription by RNA polymerase II
Cellular component (GO): nucleus
Molecular function (GO): sequence-specific double-stranded DNA binding; DNA-binding transcription factor activity, RNA polymerase II-specific
Source: RefSeq, a predicted model, not a curated record